GCCGCCCCCGGCUCACGCGUUCCGCCCCGCUCCCCCGCCCCUACAACAGGGGUUCCCCACACCCCUCUGUUGUCGGGGGCUGAGCCCAUCCUGCGGCCGGGCCUCGGGGCUGCCUCGGAGUGCGGUCCGAUCAGUUUCCCCAUGGAAGGUGAAGAAGAGGCCUCCGUGAACGAUGGGGACAACCGGGAGCUCCUGAAAGAAGAGAGUGAGAAGGGAGCUGAGGGAGCAGCAGCCACGGAGGAGCCAGCUGGGACCAGGGAUACUGGGGACGGCGGUGCCCCCCCGGGGCUCCUGCAGAUGGACAGGGGCAUGCAGUGCUCCAGCUGUGUGGAAGGUGGAACAAACACUCUCCUGAAGCCCUCAGCUGCCUCAAUGGACAGGCAAAGGACCCCUGAGCUCUCAACCCUUGACAGUUUCCCCCUGAAGCACUCAAACACACUGACAAACAGGCAGCGAGGCAAUGAGAUUUCAGCCCUCCCAGCCACCCUGGACACGUUGUCCAUCCACCAGCUAGCUGCCCAAGGUGAGCUCAGCCAGCUGAAAAAGCAUCUUCGGAAAGGUGAGAACUUGGUAAAUAAACCUGAUGAGAGAGGCUUCACACCACUGAUCUGGGCUGCAGCCUUUGGAGAGAUCGAAACAGUCCGUCACCUGCUGGAAUGGGGUGCUGACCCACACAUGCUGGCAAAGGAGAGGGAGAGUGCCCUGUCCCUGGCCAGCAUGGGUGGCUACACUGACAUCGUCAUCAUGCUGCUGGAGAGGAAUGUGGACAUCAACAUCUACGACUGGAAUGGUGGUACUCCUCUGCUCUACGCCGUGCGUGGCAAUCACGUCAAGUGUGUCGAGGCCCUUUUAGCUCGUGGUGCUGACCUGACGACAGAAGCAGAUUCUGGCUACACCCCGAUGGAUCUGGCUGUGGCUCUGGGACACAAGAAAGUCCAACAGGUUAUUGAAAAUCACAUCCUCAAGCUAUUUCAGAACAAGGGGCUGGAGUGACACAGCAGCUCAUGCUGCACUGCGCUUCUCUGGGCCGAUGCAGGGCUCUCCUCAGGGACCAACGUGGUCUGACCCAGUGGUCCCAAAAUGGGCAGCAGCAAGAUGCUUCUUGCAAGGAGCACGUGGAGGAAGUUGGUGAACUGCAGCAGGUUUCUGCCACUCCUGGAAGGUGGCACUGCCUCAAUGCCUUGCACCUAGGGACACUCACUCCUCAGGACAGCUGCAUUUUUGCUCUGUCCAGGCUCAGCUGCUUUGUGCGUGCAUUCAGGUAUUGCAUUUUUGGAAAUAAACUCUAAAGCAGCCACGUGGA
Messenger RNA from Meleagris gallopavo (turkey), 1303 nucleotides. It is a transcript of the gene RFXANK, whose product is annotated as regulatory factor X associated ankyrin containing protein. NCBI's taxonomy places the organism in Eukaryota, Metazoa, Chordata, Aves, Galliformes, Phasianidae. Gene Ontology annotation, molecular function: protein binding. Gene Ontology annotation, biological process: positive regulation of transcription by RNA polymerase II. The record is from RefSeq and is a predicted model, not a curated record. Gene Ontology annotation, cellular component: nucleus.